UAGACACAAAAGAUAGCUACAAUGUAAAUAAUGGCUUAAAAGAACGGAAUGGAGAUGUUGAUGUAAAUGUUGACGAAGAUACUGAAGAUAGAGGACAAUGGGGCUCCAAAUGGGAGUUUAUUCUGUCAUGCAUAAGACUUUCUGUAGGAUUAGGAAAUGUAUGGCGUUUCCCUUACCUGGCCUAUGAAAAUGGAGGAGCUGCCUUCCUGAUUGCUUAUUUAGUCCUACAGUUCCUGAUAGGAAAGCCCAUGUACUUCAUGGAGUAAGUAAUGGGUCAAUUCUCUGGUUUAGGACCAACAGGGGUUUGGAAAAUGAACCCAAGUGCUAAAGGUAUUGGUAUAUCUAUGGCUCUAAUAUCCUUAGUAGUUGCAAUCUACUAUAAUGUGAUCAUGGCCUAUACACGGAUCUACUUCUUCUCCUCCAUGCAGAAAACUGUACCUUGGACUGUUUGUGAAGAUGAAUGGUUACCAUUAGGAUGUGUGGAGCAGACGACACAGAGAUUAGACUAUUGCUCUAUGAACAUUACACAAUUAUUGACUGAUAACAAAGCGUGUAGAUGUUUUUUGAACGGUACAGAUUCUAUAUUGUCUGACCAGGGAUUUAACGGUACUAAUGUCACAUACCAAGGAGAUGUCCCAGUACCUGUAGCACAGCUGUAUUUUGAUAAAACUGUAAUAAACAAGGCUGAUGAUUUCUACCCAGACACAGGAAAUCCACAAUGGAAGUUAGCACUCUGUCUGCUGUUGUCGUGGAUUGUUGUUGUUCUCUGUUUAGUAAGGGGAAUUAAGUCAUCUGGAGAAGUUGUAUAUUUCACAGCCACAUUCCCAUAUGUUAUCUUGUUGAUUUUGUUGAUCCGAGGAGCUACACUAGAUGGUGCUAUUGAUAGAGUAAAAUAUUUUUUGAUACCUGAAUGGUCCAAACUAGCAGAUCUAAAGGUAUAUGUUGCUGCAGCAGGACAGAUGUUUUUCUCUCUCAGUGUAUCGUUUGGUGGAAUUAUAAUGUUUGGAAGUUACAACAAAUUCAGCAACAAUGUAUAUGGUGAUGCCUUGUUAAUCGCUGUAAUGGAUCUGGUUACCAGUAUAAUAGCAGGUUUUGUCAUCUUUACAACAUUUGGAGGAUUAGCUAAGAAAACAGGACUUCAAGUCUCAGAAGUUGCAAGGGGAGGUUAUGGAUUUGCCUUUGUAGCCUACCCUGAGGCAUUGUCUAACCUACCUCUACCUCAAUUAUGGUCUGUUUUGUUUUUCUUCAUGUUGUUUACACUUGGACUUGACAGUGAGUUUGCUUUAUUGGAGACAGUUUUGACAUGUAUACAGGAUGAGUUCCCAAAACUUAGAAAAUAUAAGAGUCACAUGGGUAUUGGAUUGGGAGUGAUAUGUUUCUUUAUGGCUUUACCAUGUAUAACACCAACAGGAGAUUAUAUAGUAGGAUUGAUGGAGAGUUAUGGCGCUGAUUUCUCUGUAUUGUGUGUAGCCACAUGUGAAUGUGUAUCCGUACUAUGGGUUUAUGGAGUGACAAGAUUUAUAAAAGAUAUUGAAUUUAUGUUGGGUAAAACCCCAGCACCAACAACAUAUUGGUUGUUUUGUUGGGUGUUAGCUUCACCACUUCUUAUUGGGGGUCUGUUUGCAUACCGUCUAAUCAAGUAUGUACCACCUAAAGUAAAAGAUGGAGUAUUUUUCCCAGAAUUUGCCCAGAUUAUUGGAUGGUGUGUAUCUGCCAUAGUGUUAUGUCCUAUACCUUUGUACUUUGUUUAUAAAUUCAUCAUCACUCCUGGGAAAGUCACUGAUAGACUUAUAAUAGUAACAACGCCAACAGCUGACUGGGGACCUAAUACCAAGGAAAAAUUAUACAAUGCUGACUCACAGUUAACAGACAUUGGAAAGGCAGCUUACGCUUAUGACAAUCCAGCUUCACAAUUAUAA
Messenger RNA from Mytilus californianus (California mussel), 1919 nucleotides. RefSeq names its product sodium- and chloride-dependent neutral and basic amino acid transporter B(0+)-like. Gene Ontology annotation, cellular component: membrane. Bases 270 to 1919 code for a protein of 549 amino acids. Gene Ontology annotation, molecular function: L-amino acid transmembrane transporter activity. Lineage: Eukaryota; Metazoa; Mollusca; Bivalvia; Mytilida; Mytilidae. The record is from RefSeq and is a predicted model, not a curated record. Gene Ontology annotation, biological process: sodium ion transmembrane transport. The transcript is spliced from 14 exons.